Messenger RNA from Leishmania mexicana MHOM/GT/2001/U1103, 1032 nucleotides. RefSeq lists its product as hypothetical. NCBI's taxonomy places the organism in Eukaryota, Euglenozoa, Kinetoplastea, Trypanosomatida, Trypanosomatidae. The coding region runs from base 1 to 1032 and encodes 343 amino acids. The transcript has a single exon. The record is from RefSeq and is a predicted model, not a curated record.
AUGGUACUUCCGUCAGUGCUACGGGGCAACGGCGGUGGUGGUAGCCGCGGCUCAUCCACGGGCCACACCUUGGAGACGUCUCUCGUCGGCAGUCUCGCAGAUAUCACAGGGAGCGACCUCGCUGAUAGCACCCUCGGCGCCCCGUCCCUCACAGAGGAAGUGCUGCGCAGCAGCCUUGACCUCCUCGCCAAACGUCUUCGACAAACCCAAGCGCGGGAGGCGCGACAGCGCACACUCCUUGUGGAGGAGGCCCUGCAGCACUUCACCGACAUUAUCCGCCGUCACGUCGCCUACCUGGAUAUUGCGGCAUCCUGCGCCGUCCUGGAAGCCACACGAAACGCGGAAGCACAGGCCAAGGCGCAGCAAGCUCAGCAAUGGCAGCUGCAAAUUUUGCAGGAUGCGCUGCGCGACACCAUCGCCGAAGAGGAGAAGCGCCGCAAAGCGCAUGAGCAGGCGGAGUUGUCGGUGCGCAGGUCACUAGCGCAGCUGCAACGUUCCGAAGUGCAUCCACUGCUGCUGCGCGAGGCCUUUUUUCGGCUUAUGCAUGCCGAGCACGUGCGGCGCUCCUUCCUGCAGCGGGAGGAAGCACGCGCGGUGGAGGCGAUGGGGAUUCCGUCCUUUAUCUCUCUUCCCUGCCGAUCGGCGCCUCAUGACGCGCCGUUUGGGUUCGGCGGUGGCGGCAAGGCAGACUCCAAGCAGAGUGUCGUAGGACUGAGCAAACUCGAUUUGAUGGCCCACCAGCGGUGCCCGUUUCGGUGUGCGGCUGACUGCCCAUACAUGCUGCAGCGCACUCGGCAACUGGGCAAGCGCUGGGCGGCUGCAGUGGCCAGCGGCGAGGAUACGCGUGCCACUGCGGCCUCGUUCCGACUCACCGAUCGCCGUGCCUCUCCGUUACCCGUCUCCCGACUGUCGCAGCGGUGGCGAGUGGCUGGAGUAGGGAUUACGGAGGUGGGCAAGCAGCGCGUGCGCAACGCGAUGGCGAUGGGGCACUACAGCGCCACUGACGAGUUUCUGCCUACAUUACGCUUGUAG